AUGAAAGAUCAAACUGAAAAAGUAUUGGAGGAAAUAGAGAAAUCCGGAUCUAACAACCUGCCCGUGAAUUUUCUCAAACUUUCCGUCACGCAAAAACUUUGGGAUAUCGUCUUUGCAAUGGACAGUCGAAAGAAAACCGCAACAAGGCAGAAAUACAUCACACAGCAUCUUACUGUAAUUAACGAAUACAGAAGUUUAGAUGAACUUUUAUCUGGAUGGAAAGCUGUUUUAGCUAGCUACAGCUUUCACACCGAAGGGAGGCUGCUAUCGCAAAAGAUUAUUUCAGCGGUAUAUGAAAAGAUAUGUGAAUUCCGCUCUAUUUCUGCCCUGCCUUGA
This is a messenger RNA of Paramuricea clavata, 336 nucleotides long. Lineage: Eukaryota; Metazoa; Cnidaria; Anthozoa; Malacalcyonacea; Plexauridae. The record is from the annotation of a GenBank genome assembly.